AACAGAAUCAAGAAAACGUCAAAACAAACUUUCAAAAAUAAACGUUGACUGUUUACAAAGAUUUGGAAUUAGCUGGAGAAUAUCGUGAAAAAAUAUAUUGAAAAGCCAGAUAAAAUGUCCAUGAUGGAAGAAGAGUUUAUUGUUGCACCGUGGGUAGGCCCUACAAGUUGUAAAAACCGUUUAUCUGUGGUUGUUACAUCAACUUGCGGAGAUAUCAUUGAAAGAAUAUCAGAAGCUUUAACAGAAGUUCAUAAAAAAGGUAAAUUUCAAUGGAAACUUAGUGUAUUACGCUCGUUUCAACUGGAAGAUGUUGUUAGGCAGUUUGAUUUAACUGGCAAAAUCGGUAUGGACUUCGUUAUAGUGGCCAUCGACACAAGUAGAAUAUUUUGCUUAGACUGGGCGAAAGGGGUUUUAUCACAAGUUCAUUCGGAUUUGAAAGUUCGUCGUGUUGUGCUCGUGAACGCUGGUGGUCUUCCUGUGAACGCUAUGGCAAUAAGUGCGAGUGAUUUGAUGAACUUCCAAAGUGAGGUGGAUUUAGACAUUAUUACUGCUAAUGUGUUUGAUGCGGACAAUGCCACAUUUCUGGCACGAAGAUUACUCAAGUAUAUUGAAGUAUCUGUUGGUGUUAAGACAGGAAUUCCUAAUCUAAAUGUGUAAAUAUAAGUGCCUACAAUGUUUCAUCUCAUCAUAAUUCUAGAAAACCAGUAAUAAAGUUGUAAUAACAUCUGCAAGUAGAUGACAUCGCUGGGUAUCUACAUCACAACCAUCACAGAACUCAACUGCUCAUAGUCCAAGGACUGAUUGCAGAUAAAACACAGAACAAUUAUCUAUUGCUAAUAUGAUAAAGAGGAAACAUUUUUUUGUUGUACACUAAAACUACUGAACCGAUUGGAGGUUAGAAUUAGAUCUGAGUACAAACCAAAAGCUACAUUUUGCCCAGGUAUAGGAAGAAACGGCUAGUUAUCUAAAUGAUAAUGUAAAUGACUGCAACUUUACUGCUGGUUUCACUCGCUCGCUGUGGGAACUUCUGCUAGGUAUUCUGUGACUCAGGGAUAAUUUAGUUUCCCAAGAAGUUAAACCAGGAAAUGAUACUAAUGGCCAGUUUCAUCAAAAGUCUAAAGUAAAAGUAACGGUCAAAUUCGUUUUUUCAAGGCUAAAGUGACAGCAAAACUAAUAGAAAAAUUGAAUUUGACCGUUACUUUUACUUUAGACAUUACUUUGACUUUUACUUUGGCUUUAACUUUUGAUGAAGAAACUGGCCAUUAGUAUCAGUCUCAGAAGUGAACCAAAUUCAGUUGUUUGAUUUAUGCUAUACAAAAUUAAAAAUGAGAAGUAGAUAAGUAUUUUAAGCUGUUUUGUGUUCUAGUGGUAUUGUAUAUAAAUGUAUUAAUUGUAAAGCCAGUUUAAAUAUUUAUGUUAGUGGAUGAACGAUAAGUAAAUAAAACAUGUUUUACACA
Messenger RNA from Helicoverpa zea (corn earworm), 1457 nucleotides. RefSeq lists its product as uncharacterized. The record is from RefSeq and is a predicted model, not a curated record. Bases 115 to 657 code for a protein of 180 amino acids. The transcript has a single exon. Lineage: Eukaryota; Metazoa; Arthropoda; Insecta; Lepidoptera; Noctuidae.